UUUGAGUCAAAUCUCUCCCCGUUAAGUCUCCUGAAUGGCCGUAUCUAUGUCUGUGAGUCUGUCUACGGCUCAUAUCCACCGUAAACCACCAAAACCUCCAUUAGCAACCCCUGAACCUUAGCCUAAAACCCUAAGCUUCGGUACUGUCUCCACACUCAACAGCUCCACCAGACCAUUACCAUUACUAAACGUUCUCCUUUCCGCAUAAUGAAUGCUUGUAGCUGGAGUGUACAUGGAGCGGAUUAAGAAAUCCAUUGUUUUAUAUUCCAUAAAUUGCUUCAUCGCUCGUCGAACCAUGUUCGUUCUUUUCCAUCGAUUAUUUCAUAUCAGACACAGAAGCAAAUGUCACCGUGUAAGCCCAAUUUCGUACAAUUUCUUGAUGUUUGUUAAUGAUUUUAUUUGCUUUUCCCACUGCUCGCUGGCCAGAAGCACCAAAUAUAGUAAUUCUGAGGGAGCUUUCUUGGAUGCCCAAAUGAUAAAGAAAAUUGUUCAUGAAGGUAGGUGGGAUGAUUUUGGAAGAUUGGGACUCUGUGACUCUGAUUUAACUUCCACUUGGAUCUCCAGAAUCUUGGUGGAGCUAAGACAGGAACCUAAGCUAGCUCUUAACUUGUUUAAUUGGGCAAAAGCACGGAGUUCAUUUCAUCAUACCACAGAGAGUUAUUGUCUGCUUGCUCACAUUCUGUUCUGUUCAAGAAUGUAUAGUGAUGCAAGCAAUGUUCUAAAAGAACUGAUCAGUUUGAACAGUGGAAAUAAGGCAGUGUUACUUGACAUCCUGUGGUCAACUAGAAAUGUCUGUGUUCCAGGUUAUGGAAUUUUUGAUUCCUUUUUCAGUGUAUUAGUAGAACUGGGAUUUCUAGACGAUGCAUCUAGGUGCUUUUUAAGGAUGAGAAGUUUUAAGGUGUUUCCUAAAACACGAUCUUGCAACCAUCUUUUGGAUAGACUUAUAAAGGAAGGAAACCAAGUUAUGUCCUGGAAUAUUUUUGAGGAUAUGAUUGCUUCCGGACCUUCCCCGAACGUGUACACAUAUAAUGUAAUGAUUGGUUAUUUGUGCAAAGAAGGGAACUUGGAUGCUGCAAGAAGAUUAUUUGUACAGAUGAAAGGGAACAAGGUUAGUCCCGAUAUUGUUACAUAUAAUUCUCUAAUUGACGGGACUGGAAAGCUAGGGGAGCUUCACGAAAUGAUUUCUAUAUACGAGGAAAUGAAGGAAGCUGGGUGUAGUCCUUGUGUAAUAACAUAUAAUACAAUGAUUAAUUGCUUGUGUAAAUAUGACAAAAUGGACAAGGCAUUCAAAUAUUUGAAUGAGAUGAAGAGCAGUGGUAUAAAACCCAACAUAGUGACUUAUAGCACAUUUGUUGAUGCUUUCUGCAAAGAAGGGAUGCUGCAAGAAGCCUUUAAAUUUUUUGUGGACAUGAGGCGAGUUGGUCUGCUUCCCAAUGAGUUCACUUAUACAUCCUUAAUUGAUGCAACCUUUAAAGCAAGGAAGAUGGACGAAGUUCUGAAAUUAGUCAAAGAGAUGUUGGAAGUGGGACUCAAGCUCAACAUAGUUACCUACACAGUAUUACUAGAUGGUCUUUGUGAAAAAGGGAGGCUUACAGAAGCUGAAGAUGUUUUUAGAAUAUUAUUAAAAGACGGGAUAAUCCCUAAUGAAAAGUCUUUCACUGCUCUAGUGCAUGGGUAUAUGAAAUCAAAAAGAUUGGAAGAUGCUAUGAAUAUUUUGGAAAUGAUGGAGGAAAAUAAUAUCAGGCCGAACGAGUUACUCUAUGGAACUGUUAUAUGGGGACUUUGCCAACAAGGGAAGUUUGAGGAUGCAAAGAUUUUUUUUGAUGAAAUGGAGGGGAAAUGUAUUGAAGCGUCUUCUGUGGUAUUCACCACACUCAUUGAUGCUUUCUUUAAGGCCGGAAAGUCCAUAGAAGCACACGACAUGCUAAGUGAGAUGCAAAAAAGAGAUAUUAGCCCUACCGUGGUGACAUAUUGUACAUUAAUUGAUGGUUUGUGCAGUUUGGGUUUCGUACAGGAAGCAAUUGAUCAUUUCAAUAAUAUGCCAAACAUUGGUUUGCGACCUAAUCUGAUGGUUUACACAGCACUUAUAGAUGGGCUCUGUAAAAAUGCAUGCCUAGAGGCUGCCAAAACAUUUUUUAACGAAAUGCUUCAGAAAGGUAUACUUCCGGAUAAAGCUACUUACACGUCUCUGAUUGAUGGAAACAUGAAGCAGGGAAAUGUGCAGGAUGCCUUGUUUUUAAAGGAAAAAAUGAUUGAGAAUGGUAUUGAACUUGACCUUCUUGCUUACUCGUGUUUGAUUCGGGGUCUUUCAAGGAAUGGUCAAGUGGAACAAGCAAGAUGUUUUCUUGAAUGACAUGGUGAAGAGGGGUUUUGAAUAAGAGAAAGUCAUUCUUCCAGAACGAUAUAGUGACAAAUGCAAUUUACAGCAAUCACAAUUCAUAAGAGAUUUUGCUGUUCAACUUCAAAAUAGAGCCCUGAGAGUUAAAAUUUGUCUCAGCGUUUUCAUGUCAAUUGGAAGAGUGGAACCCAAGAAGAUGAUAUUGUUUCUCUAUCCACACUUUGUGAUCUUCAAAGCUGCGGUAAUGUCAACUUACCCACAUGCAAUGAGGAUAGUUUUAGGUGACAACUCUCAUUGACCUGUGAAUGAAUCAAGUCUUGUGUGAAUGAAUCAAGCUGUGCUUGCAGCUUGCUGUUAUGGCUAUGUAAUCAUCAUGUUAAGGUAGAAGGUACAAGACUAGUCCAUGGACUGAUAGAACUCAGCGGAAGGUGAGCAAGAGUGAUUCCUAGAAUGGUAGAGGAUUCACUCCACUACUAAUAACAUUCAUUCUGCAUGUUGAUCACUUGUAUUUUUUUGUGACCGUUUUUCUUCUGUGUACAGGGAGUGCAGUUUUAGCUUUUGAGAAGUCAGGCAGUCCGAGAAUAAUGAUUACAGAAUGGAACUGCCUGUUUCAUUUCUAUUGACAACGGCCACAUAUAUGCAAUUAGUUUGAUCUUUUAGGUAUAAGUUCUUCAAAUAGCACAUUUUGACCCCUCCAUGCCCGUCCUUACUCUUCGUUUGCUUAUGUAGUUGCACAGGUACACACUUGAAAUUCAAUAGAAUUUUCCAAUGCUGCAGAGGGGUACAUGUCUUGUUGAUGUACAUCUUUGCUUGUGGUGAUUUUUUAAUUAUUACAGAACCCACCACUUGUGGGGCUAAUUUGAUGACCCUCCUCCACACAAGGGCGCUCCCUCAUCCCCACUGCCCUUGCCCUAGGCAUGGUUUGAUGAGGCAUAUCACAAGAGUGGAGCUCAAAGACCGUCAAACUUUUCAUAUCCACCCUCGAUCAACCGGGGCAAACAAGCGUGCUGCGUAUCACUACUUGCAGACAUGAAGAUGGGAAUGUGAGCCACACAAAACUUUCCAAAAAGGGAAAUGAGAACUAUUUGCUGGGACGGUCCAAAAACGAAACCGAGAACUAUUUUGCAGGACGGAGGGAGUAAUAAGUUAAGAAGCUUUGUAAAAAACAUGUAUUUAAUGAUAAUUCCAAUAAAUGAUAAUAAUUCUUUUAUACUACGUAUGUAUUUAAUGAACUUUUGUAUGUAUUUACAUAUGCCUAUUGCAUAGGGCCUGUUUACUUUUGACUUAAUGGGCUUAAUAGAAACUCUGACUCAUUCGUUCAACUAUAUGUUCAUGUUUACUUAUGACUUAAUAUAAAAUGUGACUUAUUCGCCC
Molecule: messenger RNA, 3712 nt
Organism: Cuscuta europaea
Lineage: Eukaryota; Viridiplantae; Streptophyta; Magnoliopsida; Solanales; Convolvulaceae
Source: the annotation of a GenBank genome assembly